AUGAUAAAAGAAAUAUUUUCAAGAACUGAAAUACCAAUAAGUAUAACAGCUGAUAAUGGAAGACAAUUUACCAGCGAUGAGUUUAAGAAAUUCUGUUCCGAUUAUGGCAUAAACUUACAUCACACAAUUCCAUAUUGGCCACAACAAAACGGUGAAGUGGAAAGACAAAACCGUGAUAUAUUCAAAAGACUUAAAAUCAGCCAAAGCGAAAGAUCAAACUGGAAAGAUGACUUGCUAAAAUACUUAAUGAUGUACACUAGCACACCUCAUUCAGUUACAGGCAAAACUCCAUCAGAAUUAUUCUACAAAAGACAAUUUAGAGACAAAUUGCCUUCAGUGUUGGACGUGGAAAAUGCUGAAACGAAUUCAGAAGUAAGGGAUAAAGAUUUCGAAAUGAAAAUGAAAGGAAAGGAAUCUAAGGAUAAAAAGAGAAAAGCAAAAGAGAGUGACAUAAAUAUCGGAGAAAAAGUUUAUGUGAAAAACAUAAUUAAACAAAACAAAUUGACAACUGAUUUCAACCCAGCCAUACACACAGUAACUAGAAAAGAGAAAAGUAAUGUUGAGGGAAUGAACGACGAAACAGGGCAGUCAUAUCGAAGGAACAUUGUGCAUUUGAAGAAAGUUGAAGGACAGUGA
Messenger RNA from Leptopilina heterotoma, 636 nucleotides. RefSeq lists its product as uncharacterized. Bases 1 to 636 code for a protein of 211 amino acids. Gene Ontology annotation, biological process: DNA integration. Gene Ontology annotation, molecular function: nucleic acid binding. The record is from RefSeq and is a predicted model, not a curated record. Lineage: Eukaryota; Metazoa; Arthropoda; Insecta; Hymenoptera; Figitidae. The transcript has a single exon.